Molecule: messenger RNA, 921 nt
Organism: Mesocestoides corti
Lineage: Eukaryota; Metazoa; Platyhelminthes; Cestoda; Cyclophyllidea; Mesocestoididae
Source: the annotation of a GenBank genome assembly
AUGCGUUGUAAAAAGUCACUGACAUGGGGAUACCUAACGGUUUUUGGUGCAGCACUUAUUCACAUUUCGUUUGCAUACAGCUCCACUAUCGGCAACAUGAACUCAUAUUUAGUUUCCUACAUGAAUAUUACAGCUGGAGAAACGGUCUGGUUUCAUGCAGUGUUAGUUUCUGGCCAGGCAGUUGCAAUGCCGAUUGGUGGUUUGUUGGAAUUAAAGAUUGGAUUUCGUCCAGUUGUAGCGAUCGGCUCAAUUACUUGCAGUGCUGGUGUAGCACUCUCAGCGUUGACUGUGAGUCAUGGUAUUGGCCCUUUUAUUGUAACAUACACAGUUAUGUUUGGUCUCGGGAUGGGUCUGCCAUACACAGUUUUGUUCACAUUAGCUGGUGCUGAAUUUGGGGCAGCGAAUCAUUUAGACAAUGGAUUUCUCUCAAAGGUGGCCUCUUGUACAACCUUGUUUAAUGUCCUCGGACGGGUGAUUUGGGGCUUACUUUGCGACCACAUCUCUUUCAAGGUAAAGUUUUUUUGCAUUUUUCGGGAUAUUUAUUGGGCCCUCUUGUUUGCUACCUUCCCUCUGAUUACGAAAGCAGGCGCUUUUCAGCCCCUCUUUGCAGUGUGGGUGUUCCUGCUCUUCUUCACAAUGGCUGGACACUUUGUACUCUUACCCGGAGCAUGUUCGCGCAUCUUUGGACCAAAGUACAUGGCCACGACGUUUGGCCUGCUCCACCUAACUUCGGCACCGAGCGCGCUCAUUCUCUCGGCAAUCAUGUCACAUUUCAAAAUCAUCAACGAAUUCAACUUGGUAUUCUUCUGCUGCUGCGGACUGUGCAUUUUAAUUACUGUCGUAGCCCUAAACUGGGAUGAAGAGGCAGAGGAGGGCGAUGACCCGGGCUCAGCAAUCUUUUCUCGUGCAUCCACGACUUAG